CACGCCUGCAAAACCGCGAUGCUUACACGGACCGACGCGUAAAAUAUUCAUGCGGACUCACAAAUACGAUGCGACGCUCUCAUGCCUCAGAACAAUCUUAGCAAACAUCUUAAGUGGUUGAUCGCAGAGAAGCCUUUCAUUCCGCCCGCGGCUUCGCUCGUUGCAUACGAUCCCGACGCAGUUCCGACGAGUUCAGCUACGAUUCCACAACAGCACUCUUCCUUCUUGGACGACCACGCAGAAUACAAUGAGCCUGAAGCUGCCUCCGCGCCACCACCCCCACCAGCACUACCAGUCGAACGUCCCGCUCCACCCCGCGCUCUCGCUCGAACACGGACUAUUGAUAUACACAACCCGCCAGGCGCAGAAGACGCGACCCUGGAUAUGGCAAGAUUGAGGAAUACUCCAGCGAGUGGAAAGCCUAGACUCAUCUUAGCGGGGUUGCCUGAACAUGUAUCCUCCUCUAAAUCAGCAGGCAGGGAACGAAAGGAACAGCGUGAUGCUGGGAGCUUCAGGAACAGCAUACAAGAUCAAUCGGCGAAUGUGAGGAAUUUCACUGGGAUCACUGGCACGCCUGCCUCUCAACAUACUACCGCGAGAACGAAGUACCGCGAGCCAAUUGAUGUCGAUUCAAUCGAUCUCACUGGUGACGACGCGGGUCGCUCCUCUCCUGUUCCAAUGCGCACCUCUAAGGGUCGGAAACGAAAGAGCGACGAGUACGAGGCAGACUUCCGUCGCACCAAGUCCCCCAGACCUGUUCGGAAGGCUCCCGCGCUCAGUCCAGAGCCCGUCGACGACGAUGACUUCCCCGAUAUCGACGAUAUGGUCAUGGCUCCGGACAGCCCUCCCCCACCAUACUCAACCAUUGUAGAUGAUGUAGGCAAACAAUCAAGGCACAUCGCGACAGCAGAAGACGACGACCUGGAAGCUAUGUUGCAAUUAGAAGAAGAGGAGAGACAAAUGGCGAACACAGAGAGUGCGAUAGCCUCACAACCCCGCAAACGCAAGUCGCUGAGCCGCGCACCCUCGGAGAAUGCGCCCGUUCGUAAAAUGGGGAAGCAAACGCGUAGUCCUUCGCCCCAGAAGAACGAUCUCGCUAAGACCGGGGCCACGGCUAGAAAUGAUCGACGUUUGGACACACCUGGCACGAAGAGGGUCGGGCAUGCAGUCUUGGACUCGGAGGAUGACGAAUUUGGUGCAUUGGAUGAGAUGGAUAUCGAUACCCAAUCCCGGACAAAAUCACCCACCCCAACGAGGAAGAAAACGCGUGAGAAAACACCGAUGACCGAACUCACUAGAGGUGCCAGUCAAACGCAGCUUCCCAUACGAUCGCCUUCAAAGACCGUAAGAAGCCCAAGCCCAUAUCAGCCAGAACAGGACUCUAUGCCCACUCCAGCGAAGUCUCAGUCUCCAAAAAAGGUUGCAAGGCCUACACCUACACCAGUGCCUGCAUCCACGAAACGCAUACCCAGCUCUUCCGAGCUUCCAAAGGAGAGGAGAGAUGCUAUCAGAGAAUCCAUGGAUACCUUCCUAGGCACUGAAGGCCAAAGAUUGCAGAAACACCUCAACGCUGCAAGCUCGGCAUGGGAUAACGCCAGGGCUGCAUUUGUAGCACAUCUUUCCGAGUUUGGGAAGCCUGAUCCAAACGAACAAGAAAGGAUGGAACGCGCUCGCUCACGAAAAGAGGCAGUCGAGCAAUUGAUGACCUUGAAAUCCAAACACGAGGAACUAAUGGGGCAGCGCCAGAGGGUCAAACAGAAGCUAGAGGAUGACUUGAACAUCGGCCAGUUUGAUGCCGCGGACGGUGAAACCCUCAGCAGACUGUUCAAGAUGAAUGAGGAUGUUCUGAUCCAGAUGUUUUACCUACUGGAUGCGGCAGCCAUCAAGCAGCAGUCAACACCUCUUGUGAAGAACGAAACGAAAAUCAGCCGUAAUGUGGUCAUACAAUCAACCCAAGCAAGCCCGGUCCGCUCGCACCCAAAAGCGUCAAGGGAGGUAGGAUCACAUCGCAUCCCCCAGACACAAUACGGUAGGCCACCCGACGCUCCCGCUCAGGAACUGUGGACGCCUACUCGGCAUAUCCGUUUCGCAGAAGAGCAAGUAGCCGCGUCCCCACUACCGCCCCCAAAUCUAGGCUCUCGUGCCCCUGCGGAUGAUGGUACGACAGGAAAGCAAAAAGCGAAGUCAAAAGAGCGAUCCCAUAGAGUGCCUGAGACGCCAGAGCGCCGACGAUCUCCGAAGAAACCCAGGCCAGUAGCUCCGCAACACACACCAGACGAGUUUGGAGAGCUUGACUUUGAAGAAAACGAAACCCUAUUCAGCAACAACAUGGGCGAACUUCACCAACCCAUUGAGAUCAACGACGACGAUGAUUUCGGCGAGGCAUUUGGGCCCGACGACGAUGAUGACUUCCUUCACGAGAUCACCAACAUUGAGAAUCAGGCACCAGGUGGUUUUGAUUGGAAAGGCGAGCGGGCUGGGAAUCAUGUCACUACACAAUCCCGUGAGGUGUUCCGCGAAACUUCUACCAACAAAGCCCAGCCCAAACCAGCCCAGCAAGCUUCACCAAAGAAACAGCAGCUGAAUAUGCCUGCUAAGAAUCAUCCUGGUAUGAACUUUCCUUGGUCACAAGAUCUCAGAACCGCCCUUAUUCGCCGCUUCGGUCUGCGAGGAUUCCGGCCAGGACAACUGGAGGCUAUCAAUACGACGCUGUCUGGCGAACAUUGUUUUGUGCUGAUGCCUACGGGAGGUGGCAAAUCCCUCUGUUACCAACUUCCGUCAGUAAUUACCUCAGGCAAGACAAGAGGAGUCACCAUCGUAGUAUCUCCGCUCUUGAGUUUGAUGGAGGAUCAAGUGGAGGCCUGUAAACAACGCUUUGGGAUGCAGGCCUUUCUGAUAAACGGAGAAUCGACCGCAGCGCAAAAGAAUAUGAUCAUGGAUGGGCUACGUCAGCGGGAUCCCCAACAGUUCAUACAGAUUCUCUAUUUGACCCCCGAGAUGCUCAGCAAGAAUCAGAGAAUGAUCAGUGCUUUCCAGCAAUUGCAUUCUGGAGGCAAUCUUGCCCGCAUCGUCAUCGACGAAGCACAUUGUGUCAGUCAGUGGGGUCACGACUUCCGGCCAGAUUACAAGGCACUUGGAGACGUCGUUCGUCAGUUCCCAGGAGUGCCCGUCAUUGCACUGACCGCAACUGCGACCCAGCUUGUUCGCACUGACGUAGUAGCAAAUCUCGGUAUCCAGGGUUGCCGUCAAUUCUCCCAGAGUUUCAACCGCCCCAACUUGUCUUACGAGGUUCUGCCAAAAGCCAAAGGUGUCAUCGACAGCAUCGCGGAUCUAAUCAAAGAGAGAUACGUUGGGAAGUCCGGCAUCAUAUACUGUUUGUCACGAAAGAGCUGUGAGCAAGUGGCCCAGAAGCUAUCCGAGACGGGCAUCCGUGCCUAUCACUACCACGCAGGAAUGGAGUCCGCGGACCGAUCCGAAGUCCAACGCAAAUGGCAGAAGAAUGAAUAUCAUGUCAUAGUGGCUACCAUCGCCUUUGGUAUGGGUAUCGACAAGGCUGAUGUACGAUAUGUCAUCCACCACUCGCUGCCCAAGAGUUUGGAAGGCUAUUACCAAGAGACCGGACGAGCUGGCCGUGAUGGCAAGCGUUCAGAGUGCUACCUGUACUAUCAGUAUGCCGACUCAAGAAUAUUGCGCAAGAUGAUCGAGGAAGGCGAAGGUAGCUGGGAGCAGAAACAGCGACUGGGCGAUAUGCUAAGAACUGUCAUCCAGUACUGCGAAAACAAAGCAGACUGUCGCCGCGCUCAAGUGCUCGGAUACUUUAGUGAAGCAUUCGAUGCCUCCAAGUGCAACUCGACGUGCGACAAUUGUCGCUCAGAUGCGACGUUUGUUACGAAAGACCUUACGGAGUACGCUGCCAUGGCCAUCAAGCUUGUGAGUCAGGUACACGAGGACAACGUAACGAUGCAUCAGUGCGUGGACGCUUUCCGUGGUGCGGGCAGUGCGAAGAUCAAACGCUCUGGAUUGGAAGAGUAUGGAUGGGGCUACGGCAAGGACUUGGAACGCGGUGACAACGAACGCAUCUUCCAACACCUGCUCGACGCUGGGGCCUUCAAGGAAAGAAGCAAGGUGAACAAAGUUGGCUUCGCGACGAACUACUUACACCCUGCUUCAGCACGCAACGACUACGAGAGCAAACGAAAGCAACUCAAGCUUCAAGUUCGUUCUUCGCCACAGAAAGCGCGCGCGAAAGCACCCACUGUCAAGAAGGCAAAGAAAAUCCAGACUCAGAUUCCAUCUACCAAUGUUCCCUCCCCCGUGCGCGCACCGAAGCAGAAGAUCCGAUCAUUUGCCUAUAACGAAGAGGACGACGAUGAUGACGAUGACGACGAUGCAUUCGAAGCUCCGCGACACCCCGCCCGCAGUAAGACGGCCCGCGGGUACGAGGCGGACGAUUUCGUGGUUGAUGACGACUUUGCGCCAAUACGUGUUGCCAAGCCAUCGAGAAGCACGAAAGCAAAGGGUGUCGGAGCUCCAAUUACUACAGAUCAACGCACCGAAGGACUCAGCGAAUUCCAGUCUGAUGUUCUACGAGACUUCAUGAACGGAGCCAAGCAGUUGAGGAAGGGCAUAGAAGAGAAGAAAAAUCACCGUGAAGCCAUCUUCACAGACACAGUACUACGUGAAAUGGGCCUUGAUCUGCCUAUGGAUCUGGAUGAGAUGAAGAGUAUCCCGGGUAUCAGGCCUGAGAUGGUGGAUCUAUAUGGCAGGCAAUUCUUGGCCUUGGUGGACAACACCAGAAACUUUUACGGGGACGACACACCAGUACCUCGGAAUCCACAGCUUCGUAAUCGUCGACCCCAGCAAUCCAGAGUCAUUCACGAGAUUGAUGACGAUGACGAAGAAGUUGUCGACCAGAAUCACCGGCUCGUCGUGGACCUGUGUAGUGAGGAGGAAGAGGAGGUACCCGUUGCAGAAGAAUCUGAAGAAGAGUCCUUCUAUGGUGAGUUCGGCGAUGAAGACGAAGACGACGAUGAUGCAGUUCACACAAGCCAUCACUUCAGUCAGUUCCCCAACCAAGCCGUGGCAGAGUUCAACAGUCGAUAUACGCAGCUCGGUGGUGGUGCAGCCCCUUCUACAUCUAGAGCAACGAAGGCACCAACAGCAAGAGGUAGAUCGAAAGCCUCUGGGUCCGGGUUCAAGAAGGGCUCUUUCCGCAAAAGGGCGAGCUUUGGCAAGGGUUCUGCUGGUGUGAAGAAGCGAGCGUCGAAGGGCAGUAGCAGCAGGGCAUCGGGAGGCGCAACGGCGGCAGGUAGGCCUCCUGGCCGCAGUGGUAGAGGCGGGGGAACAGGCGCAUCGGGUGGGUGGAAUGGUGUAAUGGCGAUGCCUACUUGAUCGCUAAUUCCAUGUUCACGUUUCUGGCGAGCAACUGCACACGUACAUGCGCAGUUUCCAAGAUUAUUACGAAGUUAUGUAGAUUAGCAACAAGCUGUACGAGAGUUUGUCUAAUGCCAUGUGUAUAUAUAUAUGCUAUGGCUUGCCGCCAUCGAUUGCUUCAAUCGGGUUUGUCCUAACAUCACUUGCGAAUAACAGGACCUGUACAUUGGCUACGUUAAGGUGAUAGGCAGUGACAGUUCACAAUACUAGGAGGUCACUAAGAUCAAGCGUACGC
Molecule: messenger RNA, 5668 nt
Organism: Alternaria rosae
Lineage: Eukaryota; Fungi; Ascomycota; Dothideomycetes; Pleosporales; Pleosporaceae
Exons: 2
Coding region: 82-5391 (1769 amino acids)
Biological process (GO): double-strand break repair via homologous recombination; DNA replication
Cellular component (GO): chromosome; RecQ family helicase-topoisomerase III complex; cytoplasm
Molecular function (GO): 3'-5' DNA helicase activity; ATP binding; nucleic acid binding
Source: RefSeq, a predicted model, not a curated record